Messenger RNA from Cyprinodon tularosa, 2627 nucleotides. Its product is annotated as lysine-specific demethylase 6A-like. NCBI's taxonomy places the organism in Eukaryota, Metazoa, Chordata, Actinopteri, Cyprinodontiformes, Cyprinodontidae. The coding region runs from base 1 to 1965 and encodes 654 amino acids. Gene Ontology annotation, molecular function: RNA polymerase II cis-regulatory region sequence-specific DNA binding; histone H3K27me2/H3K27me3 demethylase activity; chromatin DNA binding. The record is from RefSeq and is a predicted model, not a curated record. Gene Ontology annotation, cellular component: MLL3/4 complex. The transcript is spliced from 15 exons. Gene Ontology annotation, biological process: heart development; regulation of gene expression.
AUGCCUGCAGAGUCCCAGCUGGCUGGGGAACUCCUGCGGCAUCAUGAGGCCAAGCGUGACCGGCAGCAGGAAGUGAGGAUGAGGAGAAAGGAGGCCCAUCCCUUUCAGGUUAGAUCAGAGUUCCUGCCUCCAGUGGAGGAGUUCCAGUAUCCUGGGCCCCUGUCCCUCAGAGAGGUGGAGAUCUAUAGACGGAUCUUUGCUGCUGCUAUAAUCCAGACGCUGCUCCGCCUGCUGUGGAUCAGAGAGCUGAGAGAAAAGGACCCAGAGAACCAGAUCCUGGAUCCCAGCUUCCUCUGCAGGGAGGCUGGGCUCUCCCUCAGAGAGGGGGAGGAGCUGGGUCAUCAGGGGGAGGAUCAGGCAUCUUUAUCUAAUGGACGCCUCCCUCUGAGGAGAUCCUGGGAUGUCCCACCAGGAGGAGGACCAGGACCAUGGAGGGACUGUGUCUCUCUGCUGGACGGGGGGCCCUUCUGUGACCACAGGAACCUGGGGAAGAACGGCGUGUCCACCAGCAGCGUCCUCUUGGACAGGUGCCCCCCGCCCCGGCCGCCUGGCCCCCCCUCCCCCCCUCUGCCAAAGGACAAACUCAACCCCCCGACGCCCAGCAUCUAUCUUGAAAACAAGAGGGACGCUUUCUUCCCCCCCCUCCAUCAGUUCUGCACCAGCCCCGCCAACCCGGUGACGGUCAUCAGGGGGCUGGCUGGAGCCCUGAAGCUGGACCUGGGCCUGUUCUCCACCAAGACGCUGGUGGAGGCCAACCCGGAGCACCUGGUGGAGGUGCGCACCCAGCUGGCUCAGCCCACCGAUGAGAACUGGGACCCCAGCGGGACCCGGAAGCUGUGGCGCUGCGAGAGCAGCCGCUCCCAUACCACCAUCCUGAAGUACGCCCAGUACCAGGCCUCGUCCUUCCAGGAGUCCCUGAAGGAGGAGAAUGAGAAGAAGAAGGAGGUGGAAGCAGAGUCUGGUUCAUCCGACAGCGGCGUCCGGCGGAGGAAAGGUCCCUUCAAGCACAUCAAGUUCGGCACCAACAUCGACCUCUCUGAUGAGAAGAAGUGGAAACAGCAGCUGCAGGAGCUGACCAAGCUGCCGGCCUUCGCCAGGGUGGUGUCUGCUGGGAACCUGCUGAGCCACGUGGGCCACACCAUCCUGGGCAUGAACACCGUCCAGCUGUACAUGAAGGUCCCGGGGAGCCGCACGCCAGGACACCAGGAAAACAACAACUUCUGCUCGGUGAACAUCAACAUCGGCCCCGGGGACUGCGAGUGGUUCGCCGUGCCGGAGGCCUACUGGGGCGUCAUCAACCACUUCUGUGAAAAGAACAACAUCAACUUCCUGAUGGGCUCAUGGUGGCCCGACCUAGAGGACCUGUACCGCAGCAACAUCCCGGUUUACCGCUUCAUCCAGCGGCCCGGGGACCUGGUGUGGCUCAACACGGGGACCGUCCACUGGGUGCAGGCCGUCGGCUGGUGCAACAACAUCGCCUGGAACGUGGGACCCCUUACAGCCCAUCAGUACCGGCUGGCCGUGGAGCGCUACGAGUGGAAUAAGCUGCAGAGCAUCAAGUCCAUCGUCCCCAUGGUCCACCUCUCCUGGAACAUGGCCAGGAACAUCAAAGUGUCGGACCACAGGCUGUUUGAGAUGAUCAAGUACUGCCUGCUGCGGACCCUGAAGCAGGUCCAGAGUCAGAGGGAGAUGCUGCUGGCUGCGGGGAAGGAGCCGCUGUGGCACGGUCGCACCCAGAACGAGCCGGCCCAUUACUGCAGCGUCUGCGAGGUGGAGGUGUUUGACCUGCUGUUCGUGACCAGUGAGAGCAACAGCAGGAAGUCUUACGUGGUCCACUGUCAGGACUGCGCCAGGAGGGCCAGCGCCGACCUGCAGAACUUUGUGGUUCUGGAGCAGUACAGGAUGGAGGACCUGAUGCAGGUCUAUGACCAGUUCACCCUGGUCGGCGCGCUGCCUUCCUCCUGAUGGACCGACCUCCUGCAGACACGGUAGAACCACACUGGACCCCCCGGCGUCCUUCACUGUGUCCCGUAGCGAUCCCACAGGCAGCUGACUGAGCUAUGUUUCUAUGCAACCUGCCCUGAGCGCCGCCGCCCCCCGGUGGAGCGGCCGGGGAUGGCGGCUGCUCCUGCCAUGACCAGACUGUUCUGCUGCUCCACCAGAACCCCCACCAGAUGAAGCCCGCUGAAGGUUUUGUACGUAUGACGUUUGAACAGAGCGAGUCUCCUGCAGCGGUUCUGGUUCUGGGCGGACCCGGACUCGGGUCCCUCCAGGAACGAGUGCUUAGCAUGUCAGGAACGCACAGACACGUAAUAUGAAACCUGAGCGACGCGGUUCUUUCCUCACCGAGGAAACGGCAGGAAAAGGUCGACUGAAUCGUUUCUUUUGUAUUUGGAUGUAAAUUUACACUAUUUAUAAAUUCCUAUUUAUUGCUUGGAAAUAUUUGUGGAUGGAAUGCUGUAACUUUUCUCUAGACUUCCUGCCAUUCAAUCUGAGGGAGGCUGAUUUUUCCUUCCGGCUCCUUUAUGUUUUCUAUAGAAACUGCUGAGUCAGCGUUGUACAGAGACCUGGAACUGGUUUAUUGUUGGGAGGAUGGUUUUGGCGUCAAUAAACAACAAACAUCUUUA